AUGAUGCAAGCCCACGAGCUGUCCCAGUACUUUCGGAUGCCAGAGAUGGUUGACUUCCGGCAGUACGUGCGCACCCUUCCAACCAACACGCUCAUGGGCUUCGGUGCGUUCGCAGCGCUCACCACCUUCUGGUAUGCCACGCGGCCGCGGGCCCUGAAGCCACCGUGCGACCUGGCCAUGCAGUCGGUGCAGGUGGCGGGCAGCGAUGGUGCCCGGAGAUCCGUGCUGCUGGACAGUGACGAGCCCUUGGUGUAUUUCUAUGAUGACGUCAGAACGUUAUAUGAAGGUUUCCAGAGGGGCGUACAGCUGUCAAAUAAUGGCCCAUGUUUAGGUUCUAGGAAACCAGACCAACCCUAUGAAUGGCUUUCGUACAAACAGGUUGCAGAAAUGUCAGAGUGUGUGGGCUCGGCGCUGCUCCACAAGGGCUUCAAGGCGGCCCCAGAUCAGUUCAUCGGCAUCUUUUCUCAGAACAGACCUGAGUGGGUGAUCAUUGAACAGGGAUGCUUUACUUAUUCGAUGGUGAUCGUUCCCCUCUACGAUACCCUCGGAACAGAAGCAAUCACCUACAUCAUCAACAAAGCUGAACUCUCUCUGGUUUUUGUGGACAAGCCAGGGAAGGCCAUCCUCUUAUUAGAAGGUGUAGAAAAUAAAUUAACACCAUCCCUUAAAACGAUCGUUCUCAUGGACUCCUAUGGCAGUAAUCUGUCGGACCGAGGCAAGAAGUGCGGGGUGGAGCUCAUCAGCAUGAAGUCGAUGGAGGACCUGGGAAGAGCCAACAGACGGAAGCCCAAGCCUCCAGCACCUGAAGAUGUUGCAAUAAUUUGCUUCACAAGUGGCACUACAGGCAACCCCAAAGGAGCGCUGAUCACCCAUCGAAAUGUAGUGAGCGAUUGUUCAGCAUUUAUUAAAAUGACAGAGCGUGCAUUCAUUCCUUCCACAGAUGAUACUUUGAUCUCUUUCUUGCCUCUCGCCCACAUGUUUGAGAAGGUUGUAGAGUUUUUGAUGCUGAGUCACGGAGCUAAAAUAGGAUUUUUCCAAGGAGACAUCAGGCUGCUUAUGGAUGAUCUCAAGACCCUUCAACCCACCGUCUUCCCUGUGGUCCCCAGACUGCUGAACUGGAUGUUUGACUGACUUUUUCCUCAGGCGCGGACCCGGAUGUUUGACCGAAUUUUUGCUCAGGCAAACACCACGCUGAAGCGAUGGCUGUUGGACUUUGCCUCCAAGAGGAAAGAAGCCGAGCUUCGCAGUGGCAUCAUUAGAAACAACAGCCUGUGGGAUAAGUUGAUCUUCCACAAAAUACAGUCGAGCCUGGGAGGAAAAGUACGGCUGAUGAUCACAGGAGCAGCGCCCGUGUCCGCCACCGUGCUGACCUUCCUGAGAGCCGCGCUGGGCUGCCAGUUCUACGAAGGCUAUGGACAGACCGAGUGCACUGCCGGGUGCUGCCUGACUGUGCCUGGGGACUGGACCGCAGGCCAUGUUGGUGCCCCAAUGCCUUGCAACAUUAUAAAGCUUGUUGAUGUGGAAGAAAUGAAUUACAUGGCUGCCAAGGGCGAGGGCGAGGUGUGUGUGAAAGGGGCUAAUGUAUUUCAAGGCUACUUAAAGGACCCAGCAAACACAGCAGAAGCUCUGGAUAAAGACGGCUGGUUGCACACAGGGGACAUUGGAAAGUGGUUACCAAAUGGCACCUUGAAGAUCAUCGACAGGAAAAAGCACAUCUUUAAACUGGCACAAGGAGAGUACAUAGCUCCGGAGAAGAUUGAAAACAUCUACCAGCGAAGUGAACCUGUCGCUCAGGUGUUUGUCCAUGGAGAGAGCUUGCAGGCAUUUCUCAUAGCAAUUGUGGUACCAGACAUUGAGACGCUAAGUCCCUGGGCCCGGAAGCGAGGCUUUGAAGGCUCCUUUGAAGAGCUGUGCAGAAGCAAGGGUGUCCAAAAAGCUGUUCUGGAAGACAUGGUGAGGCUUGGGAAGGAUUCUGGCCUAAAACCAUUUGAACAGGUCAAAGGUAUUAGUCUCCACCCUGAAUUAUUCUCUGUAGACAACGGCCUUCUGACCCCAACGAUGAAAGCUAAAAGGCCAGAGCUUCGGAAUUAUUUCAGGUCACAGAUCGAUGAACUUUAUUCCACCAUCAAAAUCUAA
This is a messenger RNA of Lipotes vexillifer (Yangtze River dolphin), 2136 nucleotides long. RefSeq names its product acyl-CoA synthetase long chain family member 1 (gene ACSL1). The transcript is spliced from 20 exons. Gene Ontology annotation, biological process: long-chain fatty acid metabolic process. Gene Ontology annotation, molecular function: long-chain fatty acid-CoA ligase activity. NCBI's taxonomy places the organism in Eukaryota, Metazoa, Chordata, Mammalia, Artiodactyla, Lipotidae. Gene Ontology annotation, cellular component: endoplasmic reticulum; membrane. The record is from RefSeq and is a predicted model, not a curated record.